CAUUUUGCUUUCGCUAAGCUACAAGUGCACCACGUCAUUUAGUUGUCCGUAUCUUAACAAAACGAAGUCUAGCAAACAAAAGCAGCGAGACGUAUUAUUAAACUGUAGAUCUCAUUAAAAACUUACCUAACGAUCGUUAAUUAUUUUUUUUACAAUGAGCAAAAUACGCUCCGGUGUGAAGUAACUGCGUGUGAACUGUGGUGACUGGUGGUCUUAUAUUUACGAAUCGUCAUUUCAUAGCAUCGGUGUUGUCGACGGCACAAAACUGUAUAAUUACUGUGUUAUAAAACCUGUGAGAUGUUGGGGAAGAAUAUUAGUUAAUAAAUUGGACUUUUACGACUCAUUGGACUUAUUGCGAAUGUGUAUUGAAACGUUUAUCGCUAUCCACGGGCGCACUGCUAUGCGCCACGAUUUGGUCCACUUUAUAAGGCAUACAUCUUCAGAUCACUAUUGCGAAGGAGCCCUUUAGUUGCUGGAACUGGUCGCUGUUCAUGGCGUUACUCAGUAUCAGGGGCGACUGGUACUUAUUUUUGUGGAUUAUAUAUUGCAAAAUCUACUCGGCAAUUAUAAGGCUGGUUGGCAAUCACUGCCACGGCGGUGAUAAGGCUCGAUCCGUGAUAAGCGCCGGCGGCCAGUCGUCAGGAGGCCUCCACAGAGUGCGCACGCGUCGCAGGAAACAUCGUGUGAAGCACACAGUUGCACUAGUGAGGAGACCUUCCUUGAGAAAGAUAGUGAUGGCACCAGGAGCGAGUCCAGUUCAGGCAAUGAUGGAGGACAAGGAGAAAGCACUGCACUGUGCUCUUGCGAAUGUGUCACUCCGUACAAGGCGCGUCAGCCAGUUUGCCCCGUUAUUGAUCGCGCUGGUGGGGCUACCUGCGCGCGGUAAGAGUCAGCUAGCUCAUCGCCUCUCCCGACAUCUUAACUGGAAUGGAGAGAGCACUAAAGUAUUCGACUGCAGUGAAUAUCGGCGACGUCACAUGGCCCUGUACGGCACUCACGACAUCUUCAGGGCGGAUAACCAGCAGGGUUCAGCUAUACGCCGCCAGAGUGCGCAAGAGGCGGUACAAGACGCAGUUCUUUGGUUGAAGGAGGGAAAUGGUGUUGCUAUAUUCGAUGGAACUAACAUUACUCGCGACCAACGCAGAGAAUUGAAUGAAUACGUCUCCGAAAUGGGGUUCAGAAUUCUGUUUAUCGAAUGCGUUUGCGAAGACCAAAACCUUCUAGAGAGAAACAUCAUUGAAAUUCUACACUACUCAGCUGAUUACAAGACAAUGAGCGAAGAGGAGGCCGUAGAUGACUUGAGGAAGAAAUUGGAACAUUACAUGAGACAGUACGAGCCAAUUGAUGGCACGGUGGAGAACAUAGGUUUUGUGAGGGUGGAGGAUAUGGGGGAGAUUGUCACUGCGCACAAGGUGGCCGGGCAAAAGGAGUCGGGCAUACUCGGAUACUUGUCUGGGAUGCGAGCUUUUCCACAGACCAUAUAUUUUACCCGGCAUGGUGAGAGCGAAUACAACGUCCUGGGCCGCAUCGGUGGUGACGCGAACCUGUCCCCACGUGGUGAGCGGUACGCUCACGGAUUGGCUGAAUAUAUCAAUAGGAUAGCAGGGCAUGAACCAAUGGCGGUAUGGACUUCGGAAAUGAGGCGCACAAUGCAGACAGCAGCUGAAAUUAUGGCCCCGAAGAGAGCUGUCAGGGCGUUGAAUGAGUUGGAUGCGGGCAUUUGUGAGGGUCUAACAUAUGAAGAGAUGCAAGAACGAUUCCCACAAGAGUUCGCCUGGCGUGAUCAGGACAAAUUGCGGUACAGAUACCCGUGGGGGGAGUCCUAUAUUGACAUUAUGACUCGACUGAGGCCAGUUCUCUCUGCUCUAGAGGAUGAAGAUCACGUGGUGGUGGUGGGGCAUCAGGCGGUGUUGCGAUGUAUGCUGGGAUACUUCCUGGAUGCUAAGCUUGAUGAGCUGCCGUAUAUGACUGUACCGCUGCAUACAAUUAUUAAGCUGACAUCGUAUGGGUAUAAAUACAAGUUUGAAAUGAUCAAGCUGCCCGUAGAGUGCGUGGAUACACACCGCCAACAACCCAAGAAUUGUUCGAUAAGCAGAACAACUGCGGAUGCCUUGUUGACGGUUCCAUCCCACUAUGACACGCUACCAUCAAACCUCUGGCAGAAUCCGACAGAAGCACAACUUUAGGCUUCACUCGGCGCGGAUUAGCCGUGCGAGUGACGCUGUCUCAACAUUAAAGGCCUAUUUAGUAUGCCUCAUCAGGCCUCAAAUAUGGCCCAUUAGUUCGCGGUUGUGAAAAACCCCGAAUAGCAGUGAUUUAGACGCGUUAUUUCACAGUGAUUUUGUAGUGACUUUUCACAGUGAUUAACGCGUAAUGUCGCAGUGGUCGCACAAUGUGAAAGUGAAGACUGACGGUUAAUAUUUUGUGUCCCUUUCUUAGAAUUAUUUAGCAUUAUUUUUGUUUUACGUAUGUUUGAAGUAAUUCUGUAGUCUAGCAAUCGAAAGUUAAUUGUUAGAAAACGUAGGUACACCGUAAAAUUAAGGAUUUUGUUAUCACACUUGCUAGUAGUCAAGUAUUUAAUAUGACGCAUGUUAUCCAGUUAAAAUUAGUUUUAUAUUUACUUUAGUAACAUUUUUAUUUCGAGUAGACUAUUCGACUGAAGACUUGUAUGUAACGUCUUUAAAAAAAUAAAAAAAGAGGGUAGUCUCUCUUGAGUUAUACCCGCAUUAAAAGAUAAGUGGAUCUGAGUACGUACUAGUGGUAUUUUCUAAGAUUAUGGACAUCUUGCAUUUGCCCGAACUGCCGGCUUUCAGCAAUUUUUAUGUUAGGACGAUGUUUUUAAUAUUAAGUUUACUUUGGAUGUAAUGGAGUAUUUUUAAAUAAUUCCUAUCACAUGACAAUUACAACCUAUUGUACUUAGACUCUUACAAUAAAGAAUAUGGUAUUAA
This is a messenger RNA of Pieris napi, 2948 nucleotides long. RefSeq names its product 6-phosphofructo-2-kinase/fructose-2,6-bisphosphatase-like. Gene Ontology annotation, biological process: fructose 2,6-bisphosphate metabolic process; fructose metabolic process. The record is from RefSeq and is a predicted model, not a curated record. The transcript is spliced from 9 exons. Gene Ontology annotation, molecular function: ATP binding; 6-phosphofructo-2-kinase activity; fructose-2,6-bisphosphate 2-phosphatase activity. Gene Ontology annotation, cellular component: cytosol. The coding region runs from base 492 to 2186 and encodes 564 amino acids. NCBI's taxonomy places the organism in Eukaryota, Metazoa, Arthropoda, Insecta, Lepidoptera, Pieridae.